AUGGCGGCGGCACGGCCGGGAAUGGCCGCUGCGGCGCUCCGUAGCUCGGCGGAGCAAGUGUCUCGGGCGGGCCCCCUCCCCGGUACGGCGGCCCGGCGGGGUCACACCGUGCCCGCCCCUCUCGCGAGACGGCGGCGCUGGGGCGGGCGCACGUGCGCGCGGGGUGAGGGAGCGGGACCCGCCGCGGCCCCAGGGGCCUCCGGGACCGCCGGCACCGCCACUGCCACCGCCGGGACCGUCACCGCCACUGCCACCACCGCCGGGACCGCCACCACCGCCACUGCCACCACCGCCGGGACCGCCACCGGGCCCCCAGCCCCGCUCAGCCCCCGUCCGCCGCCUCCCGCACAGCUCCGUCUCAUCGCAGGGACCCCCCCGGUGCUGGUACCGCAGCGUCCUCCCCGCUCGGGUACCCGGAGCCCACCGCUCCCUCAGCCCCGGCACCGCCCCGCGCUGCGAGCCCGACCCUCCUCAGGCGUGUGA
Messenger RNA from Myiozetetes cayanensis, 483 nucleotides. Its product is annotated as translation initiation factor IF-2-like. The transcript has 2 exons. Bases 1 to 483 code for a protein of 160 amino acids. Lineage: Eukaryota; Metazoa; Chordata; Aves; Passeriformes; Tyrannidae. The record is from RefSeq and is a predicted model, not a curated record.